UACACAACUUAGCACUGGUGCCCUAACGGGAUACAAACAGAAGGUUAGUUAGGUUGUCAGCAAGGAAUCACUCACCGAAGAAAAGGAUUUCUUCAUUAUCAACACCGAGCAAUAGUACUUGUGUUAUGAAAAGUGGACACGUGCUCUGUUUGGAUUGUGACUGAACACCAUGGCUGCAGCGCCUGCUUUCAGACGGACAGAUUCAGCUCGGGGGGAAUUUUCCCCCCUCAAACACUUCGUCGUAGCCAAGAAGAAGAUCAGCGACGUGUUUGAACAACUACUCAACUAUGUGAAACUGACUUCUGAGUUUGUUGAAGAUAUCAAUGGGAAUAAAGCCCUGGAGAACAUUGCCAAUCGGGAUCAGCAAGUGGAGAUUCAGAACUAUGCUGAUAAGCUUGCUACCAUUAAGGAGGUGCUGGCACGCAGGCACAUGAAGGUGGCAUUUUUUGGCAGGACCAGUAAUGGCAAAAGCACAGUGGUCAAUGCCAUGCUGAGAGAUCGCGUGCUGCCCAGUGGGAUCGGCCACACUACUAACUGCUUCCUGAGUGUGGAGGGCACCGACGGGGACAAGGCCUACCUCAAAACAGAGGGCUCAGAGGAAGAGAGGAGCAUAAAGACGGUGAACCAGUUGGCUCAUGCACUUCACAUGGAUGAGAGCCUGGAUGCCGGUUGUCUAGUCCGAGUGUUCUGGCCAAAGACCAAGUGUGCUCUGCUUCGAGACGAUCUGGUGCUGGUGGACAGCCCGGGGACAGACGUCACAUCACAGCUGGACAGCUGGAUUGACAAGUUUUGCCUGGAUGCUGAUGUCUUUGUCCUGGUGGCCAACUCAGAAUCCACACUCAUGAACACGGAAAAACACUUUUUCCACAAAGUGAAUGAACGUCUCUCGAAACCAAACAUAUUCAUCCUCAACAAUCGCUGGGAUGCCUCAGCAAACGAACCGGAGUACAUGGAGGAUGUGAGAAAGCAGCACACUGACCGUUGUGUGAACUUUCUGGUGGAGGAGUUGAAAGUCCUUGACCGCGAGCAGGCACCCAACCACAUUUUCUUCGUAUCUGCAAAAGAGGUCCUUAAUUCACGCAUGCAGCGUGCGCAGGGUAUGCCUGAAACCGGUGGCGCUCUAGCUGAGGGCUUCCAGGAGAGACUGAGAGAAUUCCAGUGCUUUGAGAGGAGGUUUGAGGAGUGUAUCUCGCAGUCAGCAGUGAAAACAAAGUUUGAGCAGCACACUAUCAGGGCCAAGCAGAUCACAGAAAAAGUCAAGAACAUCAUGGACACUAUCAACAUCGAAGCGGCAGAGAAAAGAGUGGCGGCUCUGGAGGACAGAGAGUACCAAAUGGACCGGCUGGAGUUUGUCAAGAAUCAGCUCAACUUGCUAAUUGAUGACAUUAAAAAGAAGAUCAAAGCUAUUAGUGAGGAUGUGGAGUCCAAGGUGUCCGUCGCCAUGGAAGAGGAGAUUUGCCGUCUACAUGUGAUUGUUGAUGAGUUCCACACAGAUUUCCAUCCCUCACCUCAUGUCCUUAAGAUAUACAAGUCCGAGCUGUUGUCUCAUGUGGAGGAGGGGAUGGGCAAAAACCUGGCCUUCCGCUGCUCCAACGCCGUCAACAUGUCUGUCCAGUCCACUCAGAGAUACAUGAUAGAGAGCAUGCUGCCUCUGCUUCCCUCUGUGGGCCAGAGCCAGGUCGGCACACUGGUGCCCAACAGGAUGUUCGACCUGAGUUACGACCUGAACUGCACCAUACUUUGCAGCGACUUUCAGGAGAACAUCGAGUUUCGGUUUUCAUUGGGCUGGGAACAGUUAGUCCACCGCUUCCUUGGAUCUGUUAAUGCGCAGAGAGCUCUCAAACUGGUGGAUCAGAACUUCCAGACAUCUCGGCCGGCGUUGCCACAAGCCCGAACACCAUCCUCAGGACCUUCCUCGGUCUCGGUGCCACCCAACAAUGAGACGGCCCUCAUGACCCAGGAAGAUCUGAUGAUCGCCAUGGCAACUAAUGUGGCAUCCCUCACGUCACGCACUUCUAUGGGUGUUGUCAUCGUUGGAGGAGUGGUGUGGAGAGCAGUUGGCUGGAGGCUGAUUGGCCUGUCGGCUUCUCUCUACGGCCUCCUGUAUCUGUACGAGAGACUCACCUGGACCACUAACGCGAGGGAGCGUGCUCUGAAGCGCCAGUUUGUGGACUACGCCACUGAUAAACUACAGCUCAUUGUCAGCUUUACGAGUGCAAACUGCAGCCACCAGGUUCAACAGGAGAUGGCGACGACCUUUGCUCGGCUUUGUCAGCAGGUGGACCAGACGGAGAAAGACCUGGAGGCAAACAUCCGUCAACUGACAGCCAAAAUAGAUGAGAUGGAGAUCAUACAGAGUCGUUCAAAGACCCUAAGGCAUAAAGCCACAGAGCUGGAGAAACAGCUGGAGGAAUUCACACACCAGUACCUACAGCCUCAGGAGUGAAGCUGCUCGUCUUCACCAGUCCACAGUUUGGCUCUUAUGGAGUCGGUCAUUCCUUAUACCGGUGCUGCCCAAACGCACCAUCACAUGGUGCACUUGAUAGUGCUGAAAAUCUUUGAAUCGACUUGUCAUCAGCUUGGGGGGAAAAAAAUCAAAAAAUCAGCCCGUACAAUGUUUUAAUAAAUGGUGAAAUGCCCGUUGUUUAAAAGACAGUACCAUAAUCCAGCCACCAAAUAUGAAGGUUUGAAUCUUUUGUUUCAUUUGUGAAAUAGGUUUUUGUUGUCAUGUAAAAAAAUAUAUACUUUUUUCUUUGGUCACUUUGUAAUCUGUUGGUUUAUUAGGAGGAAAGAAAACGAAAUAUUAUUUAUGAUUAGCAGACAAAGUAGAGGGAAAGGCCAGACACAGUAUUCUUUCCUCUUCCUUCAGCUGGUGAUGUGCGCCGGGUGCUCAUGAAGUGGCAGUGAACAAACUGUACAACACAAAAGCCUACAUGGACUGCAGAUGUGCAGAGAUGCUCCACAUGUUGGUUGGAGGUCACCUGUUUCAACACUACAUUCUGUGACUUCUUAAUUCUGAAAAUGCCUUUUCUUUUUUGGAGUAGCUUAUGGGUAGCAAAUGAAGUUUGUGUCUGCUCAGACAAACAAUCAACUGUAUGUUUAAAAAAAAAAAAAUUAGAUAUUACAAGAAACCUUAUUUUUGUUUUCAUAAUAUACUGUAAGAAGGCCGUUUGAGUAGAAAGGGAAACCAUCUGUUUAAAUUCUCUAGUUUGAGUUGUACACUCUGAAAAACUCACACACAAAGUGUGAGUUGUACACUCACACUUUGGAAAUGUUAAGAUGUUUUAUAAUAUUUUAAUAUUCAUAAGACAUUACAAUAACAGAUCAUAUUGCAUUUUAUAAAACGUAUCUAUUUUUUUCUUUGGUUCUGUUGAAAUACCUCUAGAUUUGCCAGGUUGUAUUAAAAGUGAAACAAUCUAA
Messenger RNA from Cololabis saira (Pacific saury), 3420 nucleotides. It is a transcript of the gene mfn1b, whose product is annotated as mitofusin 1b. The transcript is spliced from 18 exons. Gene Ontology annotation, cellular component: mitochondrial outer membrane. Gene Ontology annotation, molecular function: GTPase activity; GTP binding. Gene Ontology annotation, biological process: mitochondrial fusion; mitochondrion localization. The record is from RefSeq and is a predicted model, not a curated record. Bases 170 to 2446 code for a protein of 758 amino acids. NCBI's taxonomy places the organism in Eukaryota, Metazoa, Chordata, Actinopteri, Beloniformes, Belonidae.